UUCAGAGUUCUGCAUGCGGCCAUGCCUGACCUUCUUCUAUAACGCCCAUCAUCCCCACAAUCACUCAGACACUUCGCAACAUGUCCAGCCUCCUCUCCCCCUUACGGCCAUCAGCAUCAGUACCAGCACUAUCACCAAAAACAGAGAAAGAGACAGCAAGUAUAGAAUCGACCCUCUCCCAGCUUUCGCAAUACCGCAAUGUCCGGGGCGUCAUGGUCGUCGCCCGACCCUCUCACCCCGCCAAAUCCGGAGCAGAGAGUAGAGUAAGAGAAGGAGAGCGAGAAGGAGGGAUAGUACAGAUUUCGGGUCAGGCGUUUGAAGGUGAAGGAGGGGAGAGGUAUGCGAGGGUAGUAGAGAGGAUGGUGGCUGGGCUUGAGGUGGCUGUGGAUGAAUGCGAAGAAGGGGACGAGCUGAAACUCGUAAGGAUCAGGACGAAGAAGCACGAGCUCAUCAUCACGCCUGCUGAAAAGUAUGUGCUGGUGGUUCUGCAAGACCCGGGAGAAUGAUUCGCUGUGUUGUAUCCGUUUACGACCUUUUGACGACUUUGUGAUAAGUUUGCAUGCACGUCAGUC
Messenger RNA from Cryptococcus amylolentus CBS 6039, 572 nucleotides. RefSeq lists its product as hypothetical. Bases 81 to 506 code for a protein of 141 amino acids. Gene Ontology annotation, cellular component: cytoplasm; cytoplasmic dynein complex. Gene Ontology annotation, molecular function: dynein intermediate chain binding. Gene Ontology annotation, biological process: microtubule-based movement. The transcript has 3 exons. The record is from RefSeq and is a predicted model, not a curated record. Lineage: Eukaryota; Fungi; Basidiomycota; Tremellomycetes; Tremellales; Cryptococcaceae.